UAUUCCAUCUAACAUCACUGCUCGAAACACAUAAUUACGUUCUUCGCCCUUAUCCUAGUGGUUUUAUCGAUUCAACCUCUGAACUCCAAAGAAGCUACUAAUGUGACAGAAUGAUGACAGAUACAGAGUAGAAAGGUGUUUAAUUAGAGGUUAUUGUAUAGAUUUGUUCUAUAAUUUCAAUUAGAUUACAUAGGUGUAAAUUGUAAAAAUGGCAAGCAACGCAAUAACUUCAUUCCCUGAAGAAAUAAUCGUGUAUAUCUUGGAAGAUAAACGCCUGAACUUUUGCGACGUGGUUAAUUUCAGCUCGACAUGCAAACAUUUGUAUAAAAUUGUCAACGACAGUAAUAAACUUUGGAAGACAAAAUUUUUUCAAAGAUGGCCGCUUUUAAAGGAAGCAUAUCAGACAAAUCAGAGAUUGGAGAAUCAAAUGUUGGUUUGGAAAGAGGAGAUAAAAGCUAGUCUCAGCACCAGGAGAAAGUUAAUUGAUCAUUUAUCUAUGAUGUCCAGUAAACAUUUCAGAAAGCAAGAGUUGUCUGAUGUUGAAUUUAAAGAAUAUAAUCCUUUGUUUCAUCCAGAAGAAGGAGCUCACCCAUUAGGUUACUUUUUUCUUGUAGAUGAACUUAUGAGCUUAAUCAGAUAUCCUGCUAUGGCAAGCAAUUUAACACACAGAUAUUAUGCUCUCAAAGUUAUUCGAUAUUUGAAACAGAGUCACUUGAAGAACGAGUGGCAAAAAUUUGUAUCUCUACCAGCAAAAGAGCAAACCUUAGAAUGCGGUGCAACUAUUGUAGCACAGUGGAGUCAGCCAGAAAGAGAUGUAUCAUACUCAUCGGUAUCAUCAGCCUUAGAUAAUAUUGCACAGCAAACCAAAGAAUUACUGAGAGAACAAUAUCCAAAUCAUUCUAUAUUUUCAACUCCAGAAGAGCAGUUUAUUCAUUGGAAAAAUAAUAUUAUAGAUGACAAUCAGUGGAGCAUUACAGAAACAAAACAAGUAACAAAUGCAUUGUGUGAAGUAUUAUUUCAGAAAUUAGGGUUCUAUGGGAAUAGUGCAAUGUAUUAUUCCUUAGAAAGUUCAUUUAUAGAUCGUGUUUUAGAGCACAAAUGCGGGAUUCCUAUUACUUUAGCAAUAGUAUUUGAAAGCGUUGCUCGAAGACUCGGUAUACGGUGUGAGCCUGUUAGUUUUCCAUCACAUUUUUUGUUAAGAUGGAAGGAAACAUAUGGUCCAAAAUCAAAAGACAAGGAAAACUUUUAUAUCGACGUCUUCAAUGGUGGCGAGUUUCUAACUAAGAAAGAUUGUCCAAGAAUCGGUGAUUCUAAAUGUCCAAUAGCAAAAUAUAAUGUCCAUGAAGCAGCAACUGCUGUGGAGGUAAUAACAAAAAUGGCAAGUAACAUAGAAACAGCUGCUAGACAACAUACUCAGAUAAACAUCAGAACUGCAAGACUACGUUCAGCUCUCGAGCUUCGAUAUAUGAUAGAACCAAGUGAUACAGACAUAAUUUUACAACUAGGUCGUAUAUACCUCUUACAGGAUAUGGAUUUAACCGAAUUAGUGAAAAUCGUAGAAAAUAUGCAAAAAGAUUCAGAACUGACAUCAAGAGGACAGGCAAAUGAUAUUUCCCAAAGGUUUAAAAACAUUCAGCAAUGUCACAAAAAUUUGCAGUUAGAAGAAGAAGUAAAACCGAAGGAAAGAGUGCCAGGCGUGAAAUAUGCGAUAGGGUUGAUAAUGAAACAUAAGGUACUUGGAUAUCUGUGUGUAAUAACAGGAUGGGAUGCACGCCUCGUGCCGUCUCCUAAACGGAUGAACGUAUGGAAUGAAAUGAACGUAGAUGCAGAUACAUUCUACAACGUAUUUGUGGACGAUGGAUCGUGUCAGUAUGUGGCUCAAGAAAAUUUGCAACUCGCUUCGAAUCCAGAAUGGAUAAAUCAUCAUGCGAUUGGUAGGUAUUUUUAUAAAUUUAAUGGUACUCAUUACGUACCAAACGAAGAAGAAGCAAGAGAGUAUCCAGAAGACGAAAAAGUUCGUAAUGAAUUGCUUGCUAAACACGAAAUGUCGCUUAAUACCACUUAAUAUUUUAUUUAUUUUUCCAACUAAAAUGCAAGUUAAUAAGAUAAAUAUUUUUUUCUGUAUCAUAUUCAUUGAUAGUGCUGAAAAUCGUAUUUCUAUAAAAAAAAUAAGAAUUUUUUUUAGUAAGCUUCUAUGCACUUACUGUAAAUAAAAAAAAUCAGAAAAAUUUUUCUUUUUUAGUACUGAACAUAGGUGUAAAAUUGUAUAUGUAUAUGAAAAUUUUAGUAGGCUAUACAUAUAUACAUAAAAGUUUUGGAUUAUAUAACACGGUUAAGUAUGUAAAUGCAUACACACUAUUGCUCAUUGAUAACAUUUAUCAUUAAUGCUACAUGAUAAUUCGAAAAACGUAGAGCAACUUUUAACUCUUAAAAAUCAGUUCAUAUGUGAUAUAAAUGUGUAUUGAAUACACUGCUAUUUGUAAUGAGAAUGAGAAGUAGUUCAUGUUCUUAUAACAUCGUUUUGUUAAGUAUCAAUUCCUGAUCUACAAACAGUAGUUAAAGUGUAUUUUUCAAUGAAGUAUAUACAUUUUUAAUGAAUAAUGUACAACGAGUUUCAGAAUAGCAUUAAAUAAGAUUUAACUACAUAACGAGUAGAAUGAUGAAGGUAUUUAUUUAAUUGUGGUCUUUAUUUUAUUUUUCUGUCAUGGGCUGUGCUCGCUUUAUAUAUAUAUAUUGAUAAUCAACCACAUAAAAACAACACAAAAUUUCUUUUCUCUAUAUUUGUAACACCAUAACCAUUGAAAAAAUAAACAUACUGAGUAUUUUGAUACUAUACAAUAUAUUAAUACAUGAAUUUUUCUGAAAGUGUAAUAUACGCGCGUAUAAUAAAUAAUGUAAAUUGAACUAUUUAAUAUGGAAUGAUAUUUGUCAGAUUUUCUUUAUAUGCUUUUUAAGCUGAAAGAAGAAUCGACUGGUUACUAAUAUUCAGUUACAGCUAACAAAUUGUAUCAUAGCAAAUACGGAAUUAUUUAUUCAAUAUUUAUAAAAUGAUACACGUAUUAUUCGUGUUCAUUAAUAAAAUUUAGUACUUGCUAUAAAACGUCGAAUUAAUUUGAACAUUACACUUACCAUGUUAGCAGAUUCAAAAAUGAAAUUUCUAAUUCUUACUAGUUUUAAUAAUAUUAAUGUAUAGAUAAAUAAAAAAUCACAGUAUAUUUGUAACGUUAAAUACAACAGAUGCACUUUAAAGGGAACUUCAUGAAUUACUUUCCUCUAACGAUCUGUAAUAAAAAUGAUAUAAUGCAAUUACAAAAGACUAAUAACAAUAUUUCUUCAACAAAUAGAAAAAUGUACUUACUUUUCAGCAGUACAUUUAUUAGAAGUAUCGUUAGAAGAUAUUUGCAUAGUAGCCUCUAAAAUGUUUUUCUGACCUGAAAUUGUUAAAAAUAUUUUAGAACUCCGUAUCAAUUAUAUAUAUUGCAUACUAUACAAAAUGAACUGCAUUUACUAUGCUUGUGUUGGUACAGUGCUGGAGCCCAGCUGUAAUUGUUGGGGCUCGGUACAGCAUCUGUUGUACUGCUUGUAGAAGAUGAUGGAACAUCAGGUCCUAAUGAGAGGGCAGUGGAUUUAAUACUAGUAGCAGUGCAACCAUUGCUUUUUCCAUCAGGUGAAAUAUUUUUCCUGUAUAUAAUCCACCAUUGUUAAACUGUAUUAAAAAAUUACUUAUACCCUUA
Osmia lignaria (orchard mason bee) is the source of this 3734-nucleotide messenger RNA. Its product is annotated as F-box only protein 21. NCBI's taxonomy places the organism in Eukaryota, Metazoa, Arthropoda, Insecta, Hymenoptera, Megachilidae. The record is from RefSeq and is a predicted model, not a curated record. Gene Ontology annotation, molecular function: protein binding; DNA binding.